AGGUCAAUAAAUAAACUGAGCUUUGUUUAGUGAUUUUAUAUGUAUUGUUUUUUAAAGUUGCUUCAUGCAGUGGCGCGCUUGGUUGAUAUCAAAUGUUAUUAUCAGUAUUAUAUGCUUUAUUAUGUUAUUAAUCAUAUCGAUGAGCGAGCAUAGGUGUUAAAUACGAGUUCAGAUCAUGCUCAAGGGUCAACUAAGCACAUUAUCGCUCUGUGGUCAAUAAAAGCAGCACUGCUUUGUAAGAAGUCAACAGGUGGUUUCGUUUGACGAAGAGUCUGAUCGUCCCGACGCAGCCAAUUAGUAAGGUUUGUCACGUAAACAAAACAUGCCAAUUCGUUACUAGUUCAGCACACUGGUGUGUUGGAGAGCGACAUUUACAUUUAGAAUACGACGCUUCGCCCGUAAUUACAACCAGCCUCAUCAGGCGACGGCCAGAGUUGUGGAGAAAUCCUCCUCCUGUUUCGCUUUUAAAUAGGUCUGAUCGUCCUCGCCGGAACGUGGAAUUUCCACCGCCCACUCAGCGAGGCCGCUGAUGUACAGAAGAGGUUCUACCUCUCGGCGAGCGGGGGGGGGGGGUAAAUUUACGACGUCUGACUGUCAGUACUAACAAGGUGAUAACGGUACUGAUAUACAAGUCAUUUGGUGGCAUUCAAAUACGUUUAGACCCAUUGGGUCAAUGUGCGUCAAGGGGCGCCUGCCUCGGUUCCUGGCCCAGCCGUGCAGAUGGAGCAGUGUGGGUGGUGCCGGUUGCGAGACCGGGGAGCGACAAGAGGCUGUUGGUGGGGGGAGCUGUCGCCGGGCAUGGAUUGGGAAGCGCGGAUGCACGCGCACGCCCCGAGUAUUUAAGUGGCUGCUCGGGAAGCUUUAGAUCCAGUGGAACUGGGAAAAAACAUGAAGAGAGAGAGAGAGAGCGCGUUCAUCCUCUAAGCCACAUCCAAUCCCCCAAGAAGUCUCAAUCACCCCCACCAGAGGAGGGAAUCACGCAGGACCACCAGCAAUAAUGCACUGCCCAUAGGAGGAGGAAGCGCACAUCGCAGCUCGCAGUCCCCACCGUCGUCGUCAUCGUCGUCAUCGUCGCCGUCGUCAACCCCCCGUGCCACCGACACUGCCCGCCGCCACCCUCGGCGCCUCCCGCGGCGCGCAGCGAUGGACCUCGCGCCGUGGAGGAACGCCAGCCGGACGCCCCGCCACCACAACGUCUCCCACGCGGCUCCCAACGCCGCCGACCGGCCCGAGGACGCGGCGGCGGCGGCGGCGGCGGCGGCACGCGACGAGCGCCUCGCCGCGGCGGAGAUCGCCCUGCUGGCCGCCAUCGUCGCCGUCGCCAUCGCCGGCAACGGCUCGGUGCUGCUGGCGCUGAGCCGCACGCGCCGCAAGGCGUCGCGCAUGAACCUCUUCGUCAAGCACCUGAGCGUCGCCGACCUGGCCGUGGCCGCCUUCCAGGUCCUGCCGCAGCUGUCGUGGGACGUGACCUUCCGCUUCCGCGGGCCCGACGCGCUCUGCCGCCUCGUCAAGUACCUGCAGGUGGUGGGCAUGUUCGCGUCCACCUACGUGCUCAUCGCCAUGACCGUCGACCGCUACCUCGCCAUCUGCCACCCGCUGAGCACGCUGCGCCGGCGGGGCGAGCCGAGGAAGCAGGCGCACGCCAUGGUGGCCUGCGCGUGGGCGCUGAGCGCCCUGCUCAGCACGCCGCAGGUGGUCAUCUUCUCGCUGCGGGAGGUGGAGGAGGGCGUCUUCGACUGCUGGGCCGACUUCGGGCAGCCGUGGGGCAUGCGGGCGUACGUGACGUGGAUCACGGUGUCCGUGUACGUGGCGCCCGUGGUCAUCCUGGCGGCCUGCUACGGGGCCAUUCUGCUCGAGAUUUGCAGGAACCUGCGCCUCAAGACGCGUGGCCGAUACCCCAAGGACCCCCGGGGCUCGCAGUCUCAAUCGCCCGUGUGCUCGCGCGUGAGCAGCGUGCGCUGCAUCUCCCGCGCCAAGGUGCGCACCAUCAAGAUGACGCUCGUCAUCAUCGUGGUCUACGUCGUCUGCUGGACUCCCUUCUUCGUCAUCCAGAUGUGGGCGGCCUGGGACGAGACCGCACCAGACGACGACUCAUCCGACCCCACCUACACCAUCGUGAUGCUCCUUUCGAGCCUCAACAGCUGCACCAACCCGUGGAUCUACAUGUCGUUCAGCGGGCACCUCCUUGAGGAGGUGAUGUCCUGCUGCCGCCAGGCGCGGUGCGCCACCGCGUGCCGCCGGCAGCAGCGGCGGCGGCGGUGCCGAACGCCGACGAGGCGCGGGGCGGGCUCCCCCAACACAGAGCACGUGGUGGUGUACGCACUGUCGCCGGCACCCACGCAGUGCCGCAGCUCCCCCGCCACCGCCGCAGGUGGCACCGCCACCCCCCCCGAGACGCGGAGAUCCGCAGCGCCGCUGUGGUCGCCAGCGUUACCGUAGGGGCCAUCGCACCACCGAUUACAGCGGCGAAAGAAGUUCAACGUGCGGUACCGCCCGUGCCGCGAUUUUUGCCGAUCUUAAAGGUGCAUUGAGAUAUGUGGUACUCCCGACUGAUGCUCCUGUUGUUUGUGGAGUGACUCAUGCAGCCAGCUGUGGCUCUAGGGUUUGGUGU
This is a messenger RNA of Petromyzon marinus (sea lamprey), 2611 nucleotides long. RefSeq names its product oxytocin receptor. Gene Ontology annotation, biological process: G protein-coupled receptor signaling pathway; cellular response to hormone stimulus; positive regulation of vasoconstriction. Lineage: Eukaryota; Metazoa; Chordata; Hyperoartia; Petromyzontiformes; Petromyzontidae. Gene Ontology annotation, molecular function: peptide binding; vasopressin receptor activity. The record is from RefSeq and is a predicted model, not a curated record. Gene Ontology annotation, cellular component: plasma membrane.